GCCAAUGCUAAUAGUUUGCUCUGAAGCCCUCCCAGUUCAGAAGUCUGUCGGCAGUUGUGGUUUUUGGACGGCAGCGCAGUUCUUGCGAUGGCAGAGUUUUACUUCCCAGGUGUUCAUGCUACAACAAGCACUGGAUGUUUUGGGAACUCUGCUCCCCAGUAUGGUCUGAACCCACCACCUUACUGUGAGGCUGCUCCCCCUUAUCCCACUAAACCCCAGUGUGAUGGAAUGAAUGCUGCUCUUGGAUAUCAGACCAACUACCCACCAUACCCACAAGGGCCAUCAUGCAUGCCACAAGGGCCAUCAUGCAUGCCACAAGGGCCAUCAUGCAUGCCACAAGGACCAUCAUGGGUGCCACAAGGGCCAUCAUGCGUGCCACGUACGCCAUAUCUGCCAUAUCCAAACACAUUUCAGCUUCCUUGUGUCUCUCCCCAGUAUGGUAACUGCCAGAGACUUCCUCCCGCUCGAUCAAUGGCCUGUACCAUCCAAAAUGUUGCAGCUCCUCCUCCAAUUCUGCCUCCCUGUGUUAACCAGCAGUCCGUUAUGUCAUCAUACAUGGUCACCCAGCAAAGUCCUUUAACACCAUAUAAGGCCAACCGACAGCUUUCCUCAACAUUAAUGGUGCAAUCUGGCAGUGGUGUAACAGUGAGUAAUAUUGCCAAUUGUUACCCAGCCAGUACCCAACAACCUUCAAAAAGCCUAACCAAAGAAAUUGCAUCUGCUGUCUUGACUAAAGUUAUAGAGCAUGCAACCAAACCAAAACCAAAAUAUAAGGGUAAUCAACUGCCUGUAACCAUUGUAACCAGAGGAGGCAGUACAAUCAUACACAAGUAGAUGAAAAUGGAAUUAGCCAUACCAUGUAAAUAUACAGUGACCCUACGAAGAAUGUUACAUGCUAUUACAAUAUAUCACAGCCUUCACUUUUAACUAUCUCACCACCUACCCUUGAUGUUCAAUAGCGUUAUCAUGACCGGGUCUCUCUCUAUUAAUAACUUGGGAAUUUCCGGUGAUCUUCACGCAAAUAGACCAGCCAGAUAUACCAUGACUAGAGCAGCAGGUAUCUUGCAGUAAUGGAGAAUCUACAACAUCACAGUUUUAAAAUGCAGUAUUUUCUUCAAAUUGUACCUAAAGGAUACUAUGAUAAGAAUGUUAAUCUUGAAUAUGCAGGAUUAGUGAUGGUAUUAUUUUGUUGUGUCACACAAGCUGUGAAACAUGUAUCUUUAAAUUGUAGAGCAUAAAUUAUUAUAAAAGAAAUAAUCUAUAAAGAUACCACUGAGUCUUUAAUACCUGUAUAGCAUGGCCUGAUGUACAGCAAGCAAGCAAAAUUCAGAAGUCCCAGGUGAUGACUGGUUCCAAUAAAUGAUAGUCUGACCCUCUGUCCUUGACAUUCAGUAGCACUACCAUCACUGAGUACCCAUCAAAAAUAUUCGGUGGGUUCUUCAUGGACCAGACAUUCAACUGGAACAGCAACGUAAAUCCUAUGAUUACAAGAACAGGUCAGAAGCUGGGUAUCCUGUGAUGUGUGACUCCUCUCCUGACAUCCCAAGCCCUUUCCGUCAUCAAUAAGGCAAAGUCAGGAGUGGCAUAGAAAAUUCUCCACUUGUCUGGAUGAAUGCAGCACCAACAACUCUCACAAAGCUUGAAACCAUCCAGAGCAAAAUAGCCUGGUGCUUGGCACCCAUCAUCUGUGUAAUUUCUACACAGUCUGUGCACAAUUCAGUGUCAACGAAACAAAUUAAAAAUGCUCUGUAUUUACUCGCACCUCCCAAAUGUAUAACCUACAUCAUGACAGAAAAUUAGGUAUAUAUGACCAUAAAAAUGCAUAAGAUUCCCUUCCAGUAUUAUACCAUGCUGACUUGGGGGAUAUCACCAUUUUUACAUGGCUGUGGGAUCCAAAAUCCGGAAACACUCUUUUCAACAGUAAUGUGGAGUAUGUUCAGCAAAAGAACUGCAUUGCUUAAGAAUGCAACUCACAGUCACCAUCUCAAGGGAAUUAAGGAUAGUCAAUAAAUAAGGAUAGCCAGUGAUGUUCGGAUCCCAAAUAUAUACAUAUUUCUCCCAGCACUACUUACCCCAUUUCCUGAUGAAAGCAGAGCUAUGUUCAACCAGUCUGGAAAUACAGAAGCAGGAGAUGUGUUAUUUUUAAACCUCAGAAUGUGCAAUGCCUGGUCAGCUAAGCACAAGGCCUUUUGACCCAAGAACAAACGAAGAUUCAGUGGGGAUCCAAUGAUCAAAUCAGCCACCAUUCCCAUUUAGAGCAUCUUGUGGGAUCUUAGAAUUCCUCAGCAAAUAUUGGUUAAAGUAAAUAAUAAUUGAAAUAUUUAAUGGUAAAAUUUCUUCUAAGCAAAAUAUUCCAUCAUUACACUGGGUAGGGAGUGAUAGCCUUGGAUGUCUGUUAUGAAAAGAAAAAUAUAUUGCACACUUCAAUUGGUAAUAUUUAAAACUAUCACCUUAAAGAACAUUUAUUCUAUGAUUUUAAAAAUCUCAGUAUAUUGAACUUCUGGGGGAAAAAUGUAUAAGCAAAGUUGGAAUGCUGAACCAUAUUCACUGAAAUAUGCAAAUGAUAUAAACGAUUUAUUAACAUAGUUUUAGUCUAUAGGCCUCUCAAAUUAGUGUGAUAAGGAAGUUUUGGGGAUAAGUAAGAGUACAGAGGAAGUGUUUUAAUCACAGGAACUCAGCUAAACAAUGAUAAAAUAAAUUACAGUAACAAUUAUUAGUUUUAAAAUUUAUCUUAUGAAUAUUCAGUAAAAGAAUUAUUGCAUUUUAUGGGGAGAGAUUGUGGGAAUAAAUUGAAGGAUCAAUUGGAUACUUUAGAAUGGUCAAUUCAUAGCCCAAUGUUACUUUGUAAUGGGGAGGAUUACGUUAAGCUCUGUUUGUUAAUAGAUAACCUUUUAUUAACAUCUGAUUGUGUAAGAUUUGGGCUAAUUGUAGUUUAAAGUCAUUUAAUGUGACCAUAAAUGUGCUAUAUUGUAUUGAGUGAUUCUGUAUUAAAAAAAGGUAAAG
Mobula hypostoma (lesser devil ray) is the source of this 3003-nucleotide messenger RNA. Its product is annotated as sperm mitochondrial-associated cysteine-rich protein-like. Bases 88 to 834 code for a protein of 248 amino acids. The transcript is spliced from 4 exons. The record is from RefSeq and is a predicted model, not a curated record. NCBI's taxonomy places the organism in Eukaryota, Metazoa, Chordata, Chondrichthyes, Myliobatiformes, Myliobatidae.